AUGGACUAUUCCGAAUACUCGCCGCAGCGCGUUCUGCACACGGGAUCUUUCACCGGAUUCCACCGCCUGGGACAGCUCGGCAGCAAUUACCUUUCUGCGACCGCAGACCACAAGCAGCCGCUAUGCGGUAACGAGGAGGGUUGGGGCCCAUUGAGUCCCAUCCGAUACGACUUCACACCUUGCUUUAUCGAUGUCUGGAUAGCAUCCGUGGCAGUCUUUGGUGUUGUCUUUGGAUCUUUUGCUAUAGCUUGGAUUCUCCAGCGCAAGAAGCCGACCGACGCUCCAAGGGACUGGCACUUUUGGACUAAGCAAACGCUCCUCGGAUUGAUCAUUGCCGAUGUCGCAGUACAACUUGGUAUCCAAAUAAUCAACUACCCCGGUGUCUGGUUCGGCGACUUUAGAUUCUGGACGACUGUUGCUACAAUCAUCUCUCUUGGCGUCAUCUUUGCCAUCCAAUGGAUCGAGCACGCCCGGCUGCGCAAUGCGAACGGCGUUGUGUUGUUCUACUGGCUCUUCCUCCUGAUCGCUUACACCGUCAAGUUCCGCUCUCUGAUCUCGCAGCAGCUUUAUGACACGAGCCCGGCAUACUUUAUCACUUACACCGUGGGCUUUGGAAUGUCCAUCGUCGAGUUCCUGAUCGAGUGGCUGUGGCCGAGGAAGGUCAGCGCGUACGAGGCUUUGAUUGACGAGGAGGAAUGUCCGAUCGAAUACGCUACCGUGUUUUCCUUGUUGACCUUCUCGUGGAUGACUCCCCUGAUGCGCUACGGUUACAAGCAGUAUCUUACCGAAGAUGACCUAUGGGGGCUUGCCAAGAAGGACCAGACCAAAAAUACUGGCGAGGCAUUCAACCAAGCGUGGGCCUACGAACUGAAGCACCACAAGAACCCGUCUUUGUGGCUCGCCAUGUUCCGUGCUUAUGGUGGUCCCUACGCGAUAGCCGCGCUCUUCAAGAUCGUCAACGACGUCACACAGUAUGUCCAGCCACAGCUGCUCAAGUACCUCAUCGCUUUCGUGGACUCUUGGAAAAAUCCUGCAGAGGAGAACCAGCCUGUGAUCCAGGGUGCUGCUAUUGCUUUGGCUAUGUUCGCGAUUGCCGUCCUGCAGACUUCCAUGAUUCAUCAAUAUUUCCAGCUUGCAUUCGUUACCGGUAUGCGUAUCAAGGGUGGUUUGGCAUCCGCCAUCUACAAAAAGUCCAUGAAGCUGUCCAAUGAGGGGCGGGCUUCCAAGUCAACUGGCGAUAUCGUGAACUACAUGGCGGUUGAUGCACAACGUCUGCAGGACCUGACCCAGUUUGCUCAGCAAGUCUGGUCUGCCCCUUUCCAGAUCAUUAUCUGCAUGGUGUCUCUCUACCAGCUGGUCGGCUGGUCCAUGCUUGCUGGCAUCGGCGUCAUGAUUAUCAUGAUGCCUGCGCAUGGUUUCAUUGCCAGGAUCAUGAGAAACUUGCAAAAGGAACAGAUGAAGAACAAGGACAAGAGAAGCCGUUUGAUCAACGAGAUCAUCAACAACAUGAAGAGCAUCAAGCUCUACGCCUGGGGUGCUGCUUUCAUGAACAAGCUAAACUUUGUCCGCAAUGAUCUCGAACUCAAGAACUUACGCAAGAUUGGAGCGACGCAGGCCUUCGCCAACUUUACCUGGAGCACGGCUCCGUUUUUUGUUUCCUGCUCGACCUUUGCCGUCUUUGUUCUGACACAGGACAAGCCGUUGACAGCAGACAUUGUUUUCCCCGCGCUCAGUAAGCCCCCCAGCACUCGAAUUAUAGAGUUCAAAACUGACAAUCAUUCGUUUAGCCCUCUUCAACCUGCUCACGUUCCCCUGGCUGUACUUCCUAUGGUCAUUACCUCCAUCGUCGAAGCUAGUGUCGCCGUUGGUCGCUUGACUUCCUUCCUGACUGCCGAAGAGAUCCAGCCUGAUGCAAUCACGGUCAAGCCGGCGCCUGAGGAGAUGGGAGAGGAGACCGUCAUCAUCCGAGAUGGGUCCUUCUCCUGGAACCGCCAUGAGGAUAAGGAGGCCCUUAGGGACAUCGAUUUCACUGCCUACAAGGGUGAACUGUCCUGCAUUGUUGGACGUGUUGGCGCUGGCAAGUCUUCUUUCUUGCAGUGCAUUUUGGGCGACCUCUGGAAAGUUAAGGGACUGGUCGAGGUCCAUGGAACCACGGCCUAUGUCGCCCAGGGUUCCUGGAUCCUGAACGCUACGGUCAAGGAGAACAUCAUUUUCGGUUACCGCUUCGAUCCCGAUUUCUACGAAAAGACUGUCAAGGCUUGCGCUCUCGUCGAUGACUUUGCUCAACUCCCUGAUGGUGAUGAGACAGUUGUAGGCGAAAGAGGUAUCUCAUUGAGUGGUGGCCAGAAGGCACGUGUGGCUUUGGCCCGCGCUGUCUAUGCCAGAGCGGACAUCUACCUCUUGGACGACGUCCUUUCGGCUGUCGACUCCCACGUUGGAAGACACAUCAUCGAGAAUGUCCUAGGCCCCAGAGGUCUGCUGAACACCAAGACCCGGAUUCUUGCAACCAACGCCAUCGCCGUGCUCUCGGAGGCCAGUUACAUCACCAUGAUUAGGGACGGUGAGAUCGCCGAGCGUGGAACUUACAAGCAGCUCGUGGCUAUGAAGGGCAUGGUGAAUGAUCUCAUCAAGACUGCUGGCCAAGAAUCAGGCCCGUCCUCCUCCGCCAACUCAAGCGGUUCCAGUAGCGAGACAUCGACCAUCAUCGGAGCCGAGGGCAGCAGUCAAGAAAAGAACGAGAUGGAAGAGGCCCAAGAGCAGCUCCCGGAGAUGGAACCCAUCAAAAUCGGCGCCUCUGUGAGAAAUAAGAAGCGAUCCUCGAGCAUGGCCACUCUGCGUCGCGCUAGUACCGCCAGCUUCAAGGGACCUCGUGGGAAGCUUACCGACGAAGAAAUCGCUGGCAGCAAGUCCAAGCAGACCAAGGAACACAUUGAGCAGGGAAAGGUCAAAUGGAACGUCUACUUCGAGUACGCCAAGAACAGCAACAUUGUUGCUGUCGCAAUCUACUUGAUCGCUCUGUUGGCCUCCCAGACGGCAAAUAUCGGUGCUUCUGCGUGGCUCAAGACAUGGUCCGAACAAAACCAGAAAGUAGGUGGCAACUUGAACGUAGGAUACUACAUCGGCAUCUAUUUUGUCUUCGGCAUUGGUUCUUCGCUCCUGACGGUCCUCCAAACACUUAUCUUGUGGAUCUUCUGCUCCAUUGAGGCAUCAAGGAAGCUGCACGAAAGGAUGGCCAACGCUAUCUUCAGGUCUCCCAUGUCCUUUUUCGACACCACGCCGACUGGCCGCAUCCUCAACCGAUUCUCGAGUGAUAUCUACAGGGUCGAUGAGGUUCUUGCCAGAACUUUCAACAUGCUCUUUGUCAAUGCUGCUCGCUCUUGCUUCACCCUGGUGGUCAUUUCGAUAACGACACCUCCGUUCACCGCACUCAUCAUCCCGAUCACUUUGAUCUACUACUGGAUCCAGCGAUACUACCUUCGCACUUCUCGUGAGCUCAAGAGACUCGACAGUGUUACCAAGAGUCCCGUUUACGCCCACUUCCAGGAGUCUCUUGGAGGUGUCUCGACGAUUCGGGCCUACCGUCAACAGCAAAGAUUUGAGCUUGAGAACGAAUGGCGUGUUGAUGCCAAUCUCAAGGCGUACUUCCCGUCCAUUAGCGCGAACCGUUGGCUGGCUGUCCGCCUCGAAUUCAUCGGUGGUCUUGUCAUUCUCGCGGCCGCUGGAGGUAUUGUUCUCACCGUGGCAACCGGCAGACCGGUGAGCCCUGGCAUGGUCGGUCUCGCUAUGUCCUACGCAUUGUCGAUUACGACAUCGCUCAACUGGAUUGUGCGCCAGACGGUCGAAGUGGAGACAAACAUCGUGUCGGUCGAGCGUGUUCUCGAAUAUGCCCGCCUGCCUAGCGAAGCCCCUGAGAUUAUCAAGGGCAACAGGCCACCCGUCGCCUGGCCAUCCAAGGGCUCCCUCGAGUUCAAGAACUACAGCACGCGAUACCGUGAGGGCCUGGAUAACGUGCUGAAGAACAUCAACCUCGAUAUAAAAUCGCACGAGAAGAUUGGCGUCGUCGGUCGCACGGGAGCGGGCAAGUCUUCGUUGACGUUGGCGCUUUUCCGCAUCAUCGAGCCGACUGCUGGUCACAUCAGCAUUGACCAGAUUAACACGUCCUCUAUUGGACUGCUGGACCUGCGUAGAAGACUAGCCAUCAUCCCACAGGACGCUGCUCUGUUCGAGGGCACGGUCCGGGAUAAUUUGGACCCCGCCAACGUACAUGAUGACACCGAGCUUUGGAGCGUGUUGGAACACGCCCGGUUGAAGGACCACGUAUCGAGCAUGGAAGGCGGCCUAGACGCAAAGAUUAAUGAAGGAGGUUCCAACCUCUCGCAGGGUCAGCGGCAGCUCGUGUCGCUCGCUCGUGCGAUGCUGACACCGUCCAACAUCCUCGUGCUGGACGAGGCGACGGCGGCCGUCGACGUUGAAACAGAUGCCAUGCUGCAGACGACAUUGCGGUCGCCAAUGUUCGCGAACCGCACCAUCAUCACGGUCGCGCAUCGCAUCAAUACCAUCCUCGAUAGCGACCGCGUCGUUGUGCUGGACAAGGGCGAGGUGGUGGAGUUUGACACGCCCCAGGAACUUAUUAAGAAGCAGGGUGUGUUUUACGGCUUGGUCAAGCAGGCAGGUCUUGAUACCUCGGAAUCGUCAUAG
Colletotrichum spaethianum is the source of this 4698-nucleotide messenger RNA. Its product is annotated as metal resistance protein YCF1. The record is from RefSeq and is a predicted model, not a curated record. Bases 1 to 4698 code for a protein of 1565 amino acids. The transcript is spliced from 5 exons. Gene Ontology annotation, biological process: transmembrane transport. NCBI's taxonomy places the organism in Eukaryota, Fungi, Ascomycota, Sordariomycetes, Glomerellales, Glomerellaceae. Gene Ontology annotation, molecular function: ATP binding; ATP hydrolysis activity; ABC-type transporter activity. Gene Ontology annotation, cellular component: membrane.